Molecule: messenger RNA, 2197 nt
Organism: Caenorhabditis auriculariae
Lineage: Eukaryota; Metazoa; Nematoda; Chromadorea; Rhabditida; Rhabditidae
Source: the annotation of a GenBank genome assembly
AUGCCUGAGUACGUGAAACAAGUCACGGUCACCGGGGACAUCUCCCGCAUUGGCACUAACGUUUGUUUCUUCUUCUAUAUACUUUUUCUUUCAAAGGAAAAUUUACGUUCCCGAAUCACAGGACGAUUUGCUGCGCAAGUGGUGCGCGGAGGUGGCACAAGAGAUCUUCGAGCAGAAAUGUGAAUUCGCCGUCGUUCACGUCCAGGGUCUCCAUGCCGCCGAGGAUCCAGACUACGCGGCCCGUGUCAUCUGCGGAAGGUCCUUUUUGAAAUAGGACUCUUAAUUUCCUUUUUUAUGAAGCUUCUAUCACUCAAUCUCAAGAUAAGCAAGGUCCGAUCUAUUUUGCAGUAUCGAGGCUGUUUGAUUCUACUUUUAAAAACACCAUGAUCAUAAUAAUCACGAGUUCAAACUUCAAGUGUUGUAAAGUGCAGGCCAAAAAAAAAUCUCGAAAAGAAAGAAAUUGCUUGAAACUUCUUAAGUUGAAAGUUGCGGUAUAAAUGGAACUUUGUCAAAAAAAAAUACUCUCGUGGGUUCAGUGGACGAUUUUCAUAGUUCAAAGGUUUUCUCGACACAUUUAUCGAAAUAACCUAGAGAGUGAACUUAGAUUUUAAAACUAACCCAAAACAAAAGCAGAUACUUUCAGCAUCACGGACAACCCUCAAAUCUACAAAAUCUUCGACUCAUCGCGUGCAUUUUUUGACACAAAGCUGACGGUGAGAUACAAUUUUCAUAACCUUCCAUUUUUCGAUCAUUUCAGGGAUUAGGUAAUCUUUACCUGUUCCGCGAUCACAACGAGGUCCAGUUCUACGAUCGAUUCUCCAACACUGGUUACCAACCUGUUCGCCAGACACACUGCCAUUGCAUCGGUUCGUCUCAGAUCAAACAAAAACCCCCUAAAAAAACUUAUUUCUUUCCUAACAAAAUUUCGAACUUACGUCAUUGCCUUCAGGAGAUAAAGAGUGCGACGGGUUCAUUCAGAACACAUUCAACCAACAGUACGCUUUUCGCAGAGAUUUUUAUGUUAGCUUUUGAAAUAAUUGGCCGUUUCAAAAAAUUUUGUUCAGAGGGAUGAUGGUGUGAGAGACUUGUCGAAUCAAAGGACAGGAUUUCUUCUCGCAAGGUUAUUCUUUUUUUAUCGCCCAAAAAUAUUAACUUUCAGAUUUCGAGUGCACGGGAAAGAAAUGACAUUUGUCAACGUUAACCUACACUCGGUUCCCUUUGAAGUGAGCCAAUACUCUGAAUUGCCUUUAAAAUCGUUUCUAGGACGUUAAUGAGAUUGCCGAACAGAAAGCCGUGACUAAGGCUGCGGCGAAACGCGAAGAACAAAUAAAUGUCCUCAUCCAAGAGUAAGUCCGCCUCUUUCUGGACUGCUGCCGUUCAUCAUCUUGAGAUUUGCAGGCUGGAGGCGGAAGGCCUUCGGAACGACGCCGUUCUGGUCGCCGGAUCAUUCAACGCACAGUUACACGAGACUGACCUGCUCAACUACCUGGCCAAGACACAGCUCGUGUCGACGGUCGCCAAGAAAGACGAACACGGAAACGUCGCCUCUAUCGAGCACUACGACAGACAAGGACGAGUGAGUUUUUCUCAGCAGUGUAAAAAUCAAAAGAUGGACUAUGUAGCCGACGACGACAGUAGAGAAAACGCGAUUCGACCUGCAUUCUAUUCACGACUGGUUCUUCAGACUGGGUCGUGGACAAAUGGUCAAGAGGUAACACAUCGUAUCACUUCCACCGAUUAUUUUUCAUGUAGGUACAAUGGCGAGCUGGCUAAUGUUUCUUUCAAAGGGAAUCUACUGGAAGAAAGUGUCUUUUUCCAGGUGAUUCCACAGACUUCUUCUUGAAUAAAAAAGAAAAACUUCAGCCUUCACGACACUACGAGUUGAACGAAAGUGGAAAAGAGGAGUUCCAGAGAAAACUUUGUCCCGCUUGGAGUGACCGGAUACUGUACAACGAAAACAUGAACGCCCUCUUCAGACACGUAAGAAUGAGUGCUUCUGAAAUUAAGAUCUCGAAAAAACCAAAGAAAAUUUACAACUAGAACGUGAUCAAGAUUUCUAAGAAGAAAAAGAUAAUAAGUAAAUGAUUUCUAGGACUCUUUCUGCGCCUCAGGUCUCUACUAUGGAAUCGUCGCAGAAAACGCUCACGUUGGACCCCACAAGCCGGUUUCUCUCCAUGCUACUAUAUGCCUCAAGUGA